GCUCCCGGAAGUGGGAGGUGUCUACUCCAGUUUGUGUGGCUGAGGCCGCGGGAACGCGAGCCGGUAAUUUUUUGACGGAGAAAGGCGAGGUUUUAGAGCUUGGCGGAGUGAGCGUGAGCGAUUGGAGCUCCUGCUGUUCUCGUCUUACUUGACAUCGGGCAUGGAGGAUGAGCGGAGCAAAGAGCCUGGCGGUGAGGCCGUGGCUCCCGCGCGGCAGGAGUCGCCACGGUCGGUGUCUGGGGAGGAGCCGCGGCAUCCGCACCCGGAGAAGAAGCAACGAUGUAGACUUGAUGGUCAAGAAACAAAAGGAUCCAAGUUCAUUACUUCCAAUUCAAGUGAUUUCAGUGACCCAGUUUACAAAGAGAUUGCUAUUACGAAUGGCUGCAUUAAUAGAAUGAGUAAGGAAGAACUCAGAGCUAAACUUUCAGAAUUCAAACUUGAAACCAGAGGAGUAAAGGAUGUACUAAAGAAGAGGCUGAAAAACUAUUACAAGAAGCAGAAGCUGAUGUUGAAAGAGGACAAUUGUGCUGGCAGUUACUAUGACUACAUUUGUAUUAUUGACUUUGAAGCCACUUGUGAAGAGGGUAACCCACCGGAGUUCUUACAUGAAAUAAUUGAAUUUCCUGUUGUUUUACUGAAUACUCAUACCUUAGAAAUAGAAGACACGUUUCAGCAGUAUGUGCGACCCGAGAUUCACACACAGCUUUCCGAUUUCUGCAUCAAUCUGACUGGAAUCACUCAGGAUCAGGUAGACAGAGCUGAUACCUUCCCUCAGGUACUGAAAAAAGCAAUUGACUGGAUGAAAGUGAAGGAAUUAGGAACAAAGUAUAAGUAUUGCAUAUUAACAGAUGGUUCGUGGGACAUGAGUAAGUUCCUGAACAUUCAGUGCCAGCUCAGCAGGCUCAAAUACCCUCCUUUUGCUAAAAAGUGGAUCAAUAUUCGGAAGUCAUACGGAAACUUUUACAAGGUUCCUAGAAGCCAAACCAAACUGACAAUAAUGCUUGAAAAACUGGGGAUGGAUUAUGACGGGCGGCCUCACAGCGGUCUGGACGACUCCAAGAACAUCGCCCGCAUAGCGGUGCGGAUGCUGCAGGACGGCUGCGAACUCCGAGUGAACGAGAAAAUGCAUGCGGGACAGCUGAUGAGCGUAUCCUCCUCGUUACCAAUAGAGGGCGCUCCACCUCCACAAAUGCCACAUUCUCGAAAAUAACAGCAGUUUUGCCUUGUUGCCCCUGGGUCAUUGACUGGAAUUGGUACAAAGAGGUAGCAGAUGAAUUCUUAUUGCAGUGCAAAAUUGAAGCACCUUAAACAUAAAGUCUUAUUAUAGCUCUAGAAACAUAUAUAUGAACAGAUUCUGUGGAGAAGGCAUAUUGAAUUGUCACCAGCACUUUUAUAUGAGCAGUAUUUGUUACACAUUAAUUGUUCCUGCUUCGAACUCAAGUUUUAUAAAUUAAGGUGUCCAAGAUGUGUUCCUUUGGUUUUAAAUGCAAAAGUCUAUUGACUCUCCUUUUGAAUGUCAUUUCUUAUUGGUGUUAGAAUAUAUAAUGUAUUUCUACAUUAAUAUCAUUAGAUCAAAAUUAUUUCUUAAAUACAGAAAGGAUUGGAAAGUGGACCUUAUCUAGGGUCCACCUUUGGGUUUUAAGAAUAUUAUAGGCCUAUUGAUUUUUGAAGUUUAUAUAUGAAGUUCAGCUGUAUGUUAAAUUUCAUAAAGUACUUGGUACAUAUAUCUCUCUCUGUUUCUUUUCAAUUCAUAAUUGGAAGACUUGGGAAGGUUGUAGGGCCUGGUUAAAAAUUCAGUACUGGCAGUAUUAACGGAAAAUCCAAAGACAACACCAUUUAAAGGGAUAUAAGGGCUGUACCUCAGAUUUUAUAAUAAUGCAGAUAAAUCAGUGAGGCUUGGGGGCCGGCUUUUUGAUUCCCUUCCUCCUUGUGACACAUAUCUGCCCUAGUUCUUAAACCUAAGAGACCAUGCUUUGAAAUAGACUUAAAAUUAAAAAUCACUCCUGAACUUUGCAUUUGUAUUCAACAUUGUGAGGUUAAUAAAAGUCAAAUAAUGCUUUCUACCCGAUCUUAUGUUUUUAUUACAUAGUGAGUGGCCAAUAAAUUGUUGACUAGUUAAUUCUUAACUAAUUCUAAAAAACAAAAAUGUGUUCACAGAGUUGAGAAAGUAAAACUCCUUAUUUAGAAGCUGAAAACACGUAUUUUCAGAAUUGAAUUUUCCCCUACAGCUUUUAUGAACAAUUUCCCUGACACUGCUUUUCCGUGAAACAAUUUCAUUCACCCUGUUUGCUUCUUUUCUUUUGCUUUCUGAUCAUAAUUGUGAUGCUACUUUAUUUCAAUUAUGCAUGUGUUAUAAUCAAAUGAAUUUUAUGGACGUUUUUGAACUCUGGUGCAUAGAGGAGAAGUAGUUAUUUUUCUCGCUAUGAGAACAUUCAGUGCUGUCGCCUUCUCACUUGAAAGAAUGCAUUUCUGCCCUUGGGCAGCAGUUGGAGAAUCAGCACAAUGAAGACUAACAAGUGGAUGACUGAAGGCACUGGGGUGGGGUAUGUGACGUCCUUAGACAGACUGGAAGGGGUUAGAGCAAAACAUCUAGGCGUUUCAGGUCUGUACAGACAACUUCAGGUUUGUACAGGGACUGUAUGCUGAGAUUUUUGUGAACCCAAGUAUCAGCAUAUAAUAUGCUUUACAGUAUUCCUGAAAGGGUAAAAGAAUUUCCUUCAAACCCUGACUGUGCCAGGGCAGAGGCGUAGAGGAGAGCAAAUCACUGUGGAAACCUAGAUGCCAGCAGGGCCGCCUGGCACACUCCUUGGGUGAUUUUUGCUCGCAGGCACAGCGCCACAGAAUUCAAGCUCUCGCCACGGCAGAACUGUAAUUAUCUCUCACCAGCUCCCAGAGUUGCUCAUCCGUAGCUGAAACUGCAAGAGGAGAACCUGAGAAUGGCAAAGAAAAGCUACAUUACCCUGCCCUUUUGUAGCGAAGGCCACAGUAAGCCGUGCCUGGCCCUGCCCACCUUUUCCCCAGGGGGCGGAUUUCUCUGAGGGCGCCCCUCCUGGUGCCACACUGCUCUGGCUGGCUGAGGAGGCGAUGUCACCAAAUGCCUCCUGUGCUUUCCUGUGUGCCUGCAGGGCGUUGGUGCUUCCUCGUUGUCCAGAGCUUCCCCUGUGUUAGGACAGCAUCACUCUCCCUACUUUUGUUGGUUUGCAGUUGUUUAUGUGUUGUCUUUGUUGUUUUCGUAGGGGAGUGAGCAUGAGAGCCUCCUAGCCCUUCAUCCCGCUGACCUCCCUCUCCUCUGAACUCACGUUUCGCUGCUCCGUGGAGUCUGCCCUCCCCUGGGUCUGGCACACCUCACGGCAGAUGGGCUUCUCCCGGGGUUGUGCUGAGACUGUGCAUCAGGCCUGCUCUCACGGGAGGCAGUAAACCUCAGGAAUUCGCUUUCUCCCUUCCGGUUUUCGUUGUGUCCCAUUGUCUUUAAGGCGUCCAGCGAUGCUGCUGCUUGCAAGCACAGUGCUGAUGAGUUAAAUGCCUUUCAGUGCUUCAGAGAAUCAAUAAUAUUAAUAAUUUAUUCUUGAUAAGGUUUUAUUUUGUAUUCAUAUUAUACUAUGUACUAUAAUGAUAUUAAUGUUUAUUAUUUAUUAUUUACCAAAAAUGCCUUUUGUAUUUUUAGUUAUUAGCUAUGUUAAUUUUUUUGCUUUCUACUCUUGACUUGUUCUGAUAAAUGGACAUGCUGGGUUUCUGUCGUGUUAUUUCAGACCCGCAGUCUUUAGAACCAGCUGAGGCGUACACCAGAGUACUGCGUUUUGUCUGUUUUCUUCUGUGUUCUUUUGGAUAAAAUACUUCAAAACAUUUGCUAUGAAGAAAUCUUUUUCUGAAAGUGUCUUUUUUUUUUUUUUUUUGGCUUAAAAAUAGACCUGUUUAAUCUGCCUUGUAGGGACAAGUUUCCACCUGGACUGAAAUGAAAAACCGUAGGAGCCACUAACAUGCUGUCUAUUAGAAGGGAUCUUGCACUGCUGAAGACCACUUUAUGGUUAUUUUUCAAAUGUGGGGUUGGCUGCCUUGUCCUGUUCAGUAUAUCGUCAUGACGGUUAUCCCCAGUGAUCACGCAAAACAGAGUAACUGGGAGCACAGGGAAAGCGCUGGUAGUGAAAUGGAGGACAGGAGGAAGUAGGGAGAUCGAGAAAACCCACCAUAUGUUCGGUGGUAUAGGCUGUAGGUAGGGUCACCAGAACGGCUGCCUGCCUCUUGCACGAGCAUGCCUCUGCCCUGCAAAAGACUGCUGGGAAAGGCUGUGUUUGGAAGGAAGGCUUUCACUGUCUACGCUCCUGUGGAGAAGCACAGGUUCCUUGAGAGCAGGGGCUGGGACUCUUUCCUCUUUGAUUCCAACAGUGUGUGAUUCCACAAAAAUGCCUUGCACAUAGUUUAGUGUCAAUAAAUGAAUGCCAGCCUUAAAUAGCCUUUUUAAAAGUUACACUUACAAGUUUCCUCUUUCUUCUUCUGCAUCACAAACCUGUAUUUCAAUUUCCUUGCCCUCGAGAAGCUUCCAGAGCCCAUAAACUUGGCAAACUACCUCCCAUGGGCCAAAUUGGGCCCGCUUACUGUUUUUGUAUGGCCUACGAACUAAGGAUGGUUUUACAUU
This is a messenger RNA of Phyllostomus discolor (pale spear-nosed bat), 4633 nucleotides long. It is a transcript of the gene ERI1, whose product is annotated as exoribonuclease 1. Lineage: Eukaryota; Metazoa; Chordata; Mammalia; Chiroptera; Phyllostomidae. The coding region runs from base 161 to 1210 and encodes 349 amino acids. The transcript is spliced from 7 exons. Gene Ontology annotation, biological process: exonucleolytic trimming to generate mature 3'-end of 5.8S rRNA from tricistronic rRNA transcript (SSU-rRNA, 5.8S rRNA, LSU-rRNA). Gene Ontology annotation, molecular function: nucleic acid binding; 3'-5'-RNA exonuclease activity. The record is from RefSeq and is a predicted model, not a curated record. Gene Ontology annotation, cellular component: cytoplasm; nucleolus.